GCAGUGGACCGUAGGUAACGUGAACAUUUCCGGCCACCUAAAACCCUAUAUGGAGUACAAUCCAUAAGCCCCUUUAUCUCUCUCGCCUAACCGAGGCAUUCGAAACCCUUUCUCUCUCCGAGUCAUUGACGAGGUCUGCUCUACUAUUCCAUUUGAAGAUCCUAAUUACUUAGAUCUCCUUCCUCAGUCAUCAUCUUCUGGAAUUGGACUUUGUCGUGAUGGCGGCGGCAUCGAGAGGCCUCAUUUCUCGCAUCCGACUCCCCUCUCUCAUCACUCCACCACCAAUACCUUCACCCUACUAUUCCCUCUUCAAAACUUUCAGCACUUGUUUAUCUACAACAAUCGAUGAAUGCGAAGCAGCAGCAGCACAGCCUCGAAUCAUCCAAUCUCAACCUGGAGUGAUGACCCCCAAGUCAAGGAGAACCGGACUCAUCGCAGUCAAGUGUGGUAUGACCGCACUUUGGGAUAAAUGGGGAGCUAGGGUUCCCAUCACCGUUCUUUGGGUUGACGAUAACAUCGUAUCUCAGGUCAAGACCCCUGAAAAAGAAGGAAUCGUUGCACUCCAGAUUGGUUGCGGGCACAAGAAAGAAAAGCAUUUGACGAAACCAGAAGUGGGUCAUUUUAGAGCUCAUGGUGUUCCAAUGAAGAGGAAAUUGAGGGAAUUCCCCAUCACCGAAGACGCCCUCCUUCCUGUUGGUUUUUCCAUUAACGUCCGCCAUUUUGUUCCAGGCCAGUAUGUUGAUGUCACUGGCAUUACUAGAGGGAAAGGUUUUCAGGGUGGGAUGAAAAGACAUGGAAUGAAGGGAAAUUCUGCAUCUCACGGAGCAUCAUUAUCCCAUCGAGGUCUUGGUUCUACUGGUCAAGGGGGUGAUCCUGGGAAGGUACAUAAAGGCAAAAAGAUGCCUGGGCGCAUGGGUGGGAAGCAACGGACAGUUAAGAAUGUUUGGGUUUACAAAAUAGACCCGGCGAGGAACUUGAUGUGGGUGAAGGGCCAAGUUCCAGGAGCUGAGGGGAACUUUGUGUUUAUUAAAGAUGCUGUUUACAAAAAACCAGCUACUUCGCUGCUUCCAUUUCCCACAUAUUUUGCCCAAGAAGAUGAGGACGAAGCAGAGUUGGAACCUCUAGUUGCUGACCUUGGGGAUGUAGAUCCAUUUAUGGCAGCAAACUAAUCGCAAUUGGUUUUUGGAGUCCCCCAAAAGUUGGUUUCCCUUGUUAGGUCGACCUACCUUCCCUUCUCAUAUUAAUAUUUUCUUUUAUUUUGGUGAAUACAGGUAGAAUGGUGAGUUCGUGAUUGGUUAAACCAAUGAGUCAAGUUGUUUUGGUUUUAAGUUGUGGUAAGCUAAGGACUGCAAGUGCAGGGAAUGUGAUCCGAUCAUUGAGUCAUAUUUGGCUUCCAGAAUUGCAAAAUACUAAACAUGUCCUUUUCAAUAAUGUUGGAAUUCUUGUUUUAAAGAGAAGCAAAAAGUUAGAA
Molecule: messenger RNA, 1471 nt
Organism: Rhododendron vialii
Lineage: Eukaryota; Viridiplantae; Streptophyta; Magnoliopsida; Ericales; Ericaceae
Product: large ribosomal subunit protein uL3m
Exons: 5
Coding region: 219-1169 (316 amino acids)
Biological process (GO): translation
Cellular component (GO): mitochondrial large ribosomal subunit; ribosome
Molecular function (GO): structural constituent of ribosome
Source: RefSeq, a predicted model, not a curated record